Molecule: messenger RNA, 2057 nt
Organism: Microtus ochrogaster (prairie vole)
Lineage: Eukaryota; Metazoa; Chordata; Mammalia; Rodentia; Cricetidae
Source: RefSeq, a predicted model, not a curated record
AGCCCGCCCGCUGCGACCGAGAGGGGCACCCUGCUCGCGGCUAAGGUGAAGGCGUCGGUGGGACCAGCCUCACCCAUCAGAAAACCUCUUCGGGUAACGGGGCGCCACCUCAGCGACAAUGUCCAGCCAGAUCAUUCCAGCCCUCCCCAAAACAUCUAGUAUCCUGGACCUGUGGAGGGAAAAGAAUGACCGGCUCGUUAGACAGGCUAAGCAGCUGACUGGGGAUUCUCGUCCAUCUUUGAGGCGACAGCAGUUGGCUCAAGACACACUGGAAGGGUUUAAGGAGCUCCUCAUCACUUUGCAAGGACUCCCUGCUGCUGUUCCUGCUCUUCCCUUGGAGCUGACUGUCACCUGUAAUUAUAUAAUCCUGAGGGCUAGCCUGGCCCAGGAUUUCACUGAAGACCUUACCCAGGAUAUCCAAAGGGCCCUAGAGAGAGUGCUGGAGACCCAGAAUCAGCUGGAGCCCAAGUCGCAGCAGAGACUCCCGGAGCUGUGGCACUCUGUCCUCUCUGCCUCCUCCCUUCUGCCGGAGCUGCUACCUGCCUUAUACUGCCUGGCCAGCCUUCAGGCUAUCCUCUGGAUGAGUACUAACCACCCGGGGGAUCUGGCCUUGCUGUUGCAAACCCUAAAUGCCAGCCAGACAGAGACCUCUGAGGAUCUGCUGCUACUGCUAAAGUCCUGGAGCCCUCCCGCUGAAAAGGCAGAUGCCCCAUUGAGUAUACAGAAUGCUGAGAGUUUGAGGGAUGUUCUUUUGACAGCAUUUGCCUGCCGCCAAGGCCUCCAGGAGCUAAUCACAGGGAGCCUACCCCGUGCACUAAGCAGCCUGCAUGAAGCAGCCUCAGGCCUGUGUCCACCUUCUGUGUUAGUCCAGGUGUACACAGCGCUGGGGACUUGUCUUCGGAAGAUGGGAAAUCCACAGAGAGCGCUGUUGUACUUGACUGCAGCCCUGAAGGUGGGAGCCACCUGUGCCCUUCCACUUCUGGAGGCUUCCAGAAUAUAUCGGCAACUAGGAGACACAGCAGCAGAACUGGAGAGUCUGGAGCUGCUGGCUGAGGCCUUGAGUGCCCCGCAUAGCCCCAUUCAUAGUUCAACACUCAAACUUGUUAUUGAGGUAGAAUUGCUACUUCCACAACCUGGCCCAGCCUCCCCUCUUCAUUGCGGCACACAGAGCCAGGCUAAGCACCUGCUAGCAAGUCGAUGUCUACAGACAGGGAGGGCAGAGGAUGCUUCGGAACAUUACCUGGACCUGCUAGCUAUGUUGCUGGGCGGCUCAGAGCCAGGGUUCUCCCCACCCACCUCCUCUACAGGGCCUUGUAUACCAGAGUUGUGUCUGGAGGCAGCAGCAGCGCUGAUCCAGGCAGGCCGGGCCCAAGAUGCUUUGACUGUAUGCGAGGAACUGCUCAGCCGAACCUCAUCUCUGCUUCCCAAGAUGUCCUUGUGGGAAAAUGCCAGAAAAAGAGCCAAAGAACUGCCAUACUGCCCAUUCUGGGUCUCUGCCACCCACUUGCUUCAGGGCCAGGCCUGGUCACAAUUAAAGGCUCAAAAAGAGGCACUUAGUGAGUUUAGCCAGUGCCUCGAGCUGCUCUUUCGGGCCCUGCCUGAGGACAAAGAACAAGGCUCCAACUGUGAGCAGAAGUGUAGGCCUGAUGUGACACUGAAACAUCUUCAAGUAGCUGCUCUGCUUAGUCGUGGGCUGGAAUGGGCAGCCAGUAACCAGGAUACCAAAGCCUUAAGUGACUUCCUCCUUAGUGUGCAGAUAUGCCCAGGCAACAGAGAUGGUUCCUUUUACCUGCUUCAGACUCUGAAAAGAUUGGAACGGAAGAAUGAGGCCGCUGCUUUCUGGCAGAAGGCCCAAACUCAGCCAGCACAGGAAGAAGCCACCUGGUCUCUUCCACUGUAUUUAGAAACCUGUUUGAGCUGGAUUCAUCCCCCUAACUGUGAAGCUCUCCUUGAGGAGUUUGGAACAUCUCUGCUGGAGUCUUGUGACCUGUAGUUUCCUUGUUCCCAGGAGCUUGAGCUAGGGCCCCUGUGGACCGUCUCCGUGGGGAGGGGUUUUC